CAACAAAAUGGACGAUGAUUUGUUCCAGCUGAGACAACUCCCUGUUGUCAAGUUUCGUCGUACAGGUGAGAGUACACGCUCCGAGGAUGAGAGUGAAAAUCGAGAGCAGGGGGUCCGGGUUAGCACAGAGCAGACGGAUCUGGAGUCUGUGGCACUCGCAGAUGGAGCGCCAGUCCCUCGCGAGUUUGCCAAUCCUACCGAUGAUACAUUCAUGGUGGAAGAUGCUGUGGAGGCCAUAGGCUUUGGGACAUUUCAGUGGAAACUUUCCGUCCUUACUGGUCUGUCCUGGAUGGCAGAUGCUAUGGAGAUGAUGAUUCUCAGCAUCUUGGCCCCACAGCUCCACUGUGAAUGGAGACUGCCAAGUCUGGAAGUGGCACUACUUACCUCGGCAGUGUUUAUUGGAAUGAUGAUUAGCUCCUCCCUUUGGGGAAACAUAUCUGACAAGUACGGCAGAAAAACAGGUCUGAAGAUGAGUGUGCUAUGGACCAUGUUCUAUGGCUUGAUGAGUGCAUUUGCACCAAUAUAUGGCUGGAUCCUCUUCCUCCGUGCACUUGUGGGCUUUGGCAUUGGGGGAGCCCCACAAUCGGUGACGCUGUAUGCUGAGUUUCUGCCUAUGAGAUCCAGAGCUACAUGCAUCUUGCUGAUAGAGAUAUUUUGGGCACUGGGAACUGUGUUUGAGGUGCUGUUAGCAAUUCUGGUAAUGCCCACUUUGGGCUGGCGUUGGCUGCUUGCCCUCUCCACUAUUCCCCUGUUCAUCUUUGCCAUCCUGUGUUUUUGGCUACCAGAGAGCGCUCGAUAUGAUGUAUUGACAGGGAACCAGGAGAAGGCUCUGGCCACCUUGAAGCGCAUUGCCACAGAGAAUGGCGCACCAAUGCCCUUGGGAAAGCUAAUUGCUGCCAGACAGGAGGAUCGCGGGAAGAUUCAAGAUUUAUUCUCUUCACACUUCCGUUGGACUACAGUUUUGCUGUGGUUUAUUUGGUUCUCCAAUGCCUUCUCCUACUACGGGCUGGUGCUGCUCACCACCGAGCUGUUCCAGGAGGGGGGAGCCUGUGGAGUAUCUAAAGGCAAUAAGAUGGAGCCCCGAUGUAGCUUGGAGUGCAAGUACCUGAACUCGGAUGACUAUAAGGACCUGUUGUGGACCACCUUGUCUGAAUUCCCAGGACUGCUGGUGACACUGUGGGCUAUUGACCGUCUGGGAAGGAGGAAGACCAUGGCAUUGUGCUUCUUUGUCUUCUCUCUAUGCAUCAUUCCACUCUAUGGUUGCGUUGGGAGGACAUCCAUGACAGUGUUGAUAUUCAUUGCCAGGGCAUUCAUAGCAGGAGGAUUUCAGGCGGCCUAUGUGUACACCCCAGAGGUUUACCCAACAGCCACCAGAGCUUUAGGUUUGGGAACAAGUAGUGGAAUGGCCAGAGUUGGUGCACUUAUCACUCCUUUUGUUGCACAGGUCAUGUUGGAGUCUUCUGUAUACCUGACUCUCUCAGUGUAUUGCUGCUGUUGCCUGUUAGCUGCCUUCGCCUCCUGUGCUCUGCCAAUUGAGACAACAGGUCGAGGCCUCCAGGAGUCCAGCCACCGUGAGUGGGGCCAGGAAAUGAUGGGCCGGGGCUCUGCCCAUAAACCAGAGGGUGUCCCUCACUCUAGCUCUGGCUCCCAGGAUUGA
Molecule: messenger RNA, 1657 nt
Organism: Lampris incognitus (smalleye Pacific opah)
Lineage: Eukaryota; Metazoa; Chordata; Actinopteri; Lampriformes; Lampridae
Gene: svopa
Product: SV2 related protein a
Exons: 16
Coding region: 8-1657 (549 amino acids)
Biological process (GO): transmembrane transport
Cellular component (GO): membrane
Molecular function (GO): transmembrane transporter activity
Source: RefSeq, a predicted model, not a curated record